This is a messenger RNA of Brassica oleracea var. oleracea, 1644 nucleotides long. RefSeq lists its product as uncharacterized. The transcript is spliced from 6 exons. Bases 1 to 1644 code for a protein of 547 amino acids. NCBI's taxonomy places the organism in Eukaryota, Viridiplantae, Streptophyta, Magnoliopsida, Brassicales, Brassicaceae. The record is from RefSeq and is a predicted model, not a curated record.
AUGGCGACCAUUGUGAGUACUCUGGAGAAUAUUUCCAGAAAAUUUGAUCAGAUUGACUCACGGUUUGACGCUUACGAGUUAGAACGGAACAGACCAUUGAUGGACCAGAAGACCAUUGAUGACAUGGUGAAAGCUUUAGUGGAGGAGCGUCUGAAAAUUGUAGGGAAAAUUCCCGAAAACUAUGAUAACCUCUCAAACGGCGGCGAAGAAGAAUCUUUGCCAUCACCGCAGCAGAAUACGCAGCAGAAGUAUGUCAAUAGUCCAUCGUUAGUCGGCGAGACUCCUGACAAGGCACACCAGUGGGAGAAGACUCUCCCAAGUGACACUGUCACUACUUGGGAAGAGUGUAAGAGAGCUUUCCUGGACAAGUUCUUCUCUACUUCAAGAACAACUAAGAUCAAGAAUGAAAUAUCUGGCAAGGAGAGUUUGCUUAGCAUUUUCUAUAGAGGAGCUCUACCACAGUGCAGAAACAUGCUUGAUACUGCCAGCAAUGGUUUCUUCUUGGGAAGAACUGAGGAAGAGGCAGAGGAACUAGUAGAGAACAUGGCCAAGAGUGACUCGGUGUACAGUGAGGAGCAUGAUAGGGUCAACAGAAGUGAUGAUCAGCAGACAAAGAAAGAGAUCAAUCAAGAGGUUCCUCCUAAGGUCAAUGAGGUUGAUGGUUUUGAAGGCCAAGAAGAGCUAUGCUUCAUCAACAACAAUGGUACUUGGUACAGGAAGAAACCUAACUUUCAGUACAACAACUACCAGCAAAGGUCUUACUCCAACAACCAGCAAGGAGGCUACCAGCCAAAGCAGAACAUUCAGCAAGGGGCUAUCAGCCUAGCCAAGUCGCCAACAAGGGUCAUUACCUGGAAAGCCAGAGCAAAUCCCAUGGAAACAAUGAAGGCAAUCACCCUACAGAGUGGUAGAGAGUUGCCUCCAAGAGUUCUCACCAAGGAUGGUGAAAAACAAGGUGGGGAGGUGGCCAUAAACAUUGAUGAUGAAGUGGUGAUUGUAGAUGAGAAGGUUGAUGAAGAGAUUCUGGAAAAGAUUGUUGAAGCUAAGGGUAAAGGGAAGGUUGGACAGGAAAAGAGGACAGUGAAACAUGGUGAAACUGCUACUCCAACGAAGGAAUCCUCUUUUGUCACAAUGCCCAUCAUUGAUGCUUUUAUGUUUGUCCCUCAGUACGGAAAAUUCUUGAAAGAUGUUGUGGCUGCAAAAAAGAAAGAGAUAGAAGGUAUGAUGAUCUUAACACACGAAUGCAGCGCCAUUAUCCAGAGGUUAGAUGUUCCAAGAAAGCUAGAAGAUCCAGGAUGUUUCACCUUACCUUGUGCUCUAGGACCUAUGGUGUUUGAGCGGUGUCUAUGCGAUCUUGGAGCUAGUGUCAGCUUGAUGCCUUUGUUUAUUGCAAAAAAGCUUGGAUUUACUCAAUACAAGAAGUGUAGACUCUCUUUGGUGUUGGCUGAUAGAUCAGUAAAGAUUCCUGUUGGUAUCCUAGAAGACCUUCCCUUGAUGGUUGGUAACUUUGAGAUCCCUACUAAUUUUGUUGUGUUGGAGAUGGGUGAGGAAGCCAGAGACCCUUUGAUCCUUGGAAGACCAUUCUUAACCACAGCAGGAGCUUUUGUGAAUGUUAGAGAAGGAAAGAUUGAUCUUCAUCUUUGA